ACCCGCUAAUUUUUCUUUUCUCGGCGCGUCUCAGAGCCAUCUCCAUCACAAAGCUCGAGAACUCAUCCCCGCCGCCUCCGAGUCCCCUUCCUCACCUCCUCCUCCUGCCAAGAGGCGAGAAGAAGAGGAAGAAAGAAGGGAAAAAAGAUUAACGAAAACAAAAAACAAGGAGAGAGGGGAAAAGAAGGCAAACAAAAAAGAAAGAAAAUGUCCAAGAAGAAAUCUUUCAGCGGAUCGACGACGAUGACGCUCAAAGACUUCCAUGGCGGAUCCAUCCCUUCCAACCUCCCACUGCCGUCCGCCCCCGGCGUCUCCGUGAGGCCUCCGGAUCGGCUUGCCCCCUGGGGCCCUGCCGCGGUCGGCGCCGCCGGGAAGUCCGACCACCAACGCUCCCGACCCGGAUCCGCCGGCGGUGGCACCCGAGCCUUCGACGAGCGGCCGCCCGUGUUUCUUUCCCAUCCCGCUAACAUCGGCCGCCACUUCGACGAGGACGAACGCAAGCCCUUCGACGCCUCCUCCGCCCCCCGCCGCCCCGCAGCCGUCGACCCCAUCCGGCCCACCGCCACAGCGGACCAGAAGCGCCCGAUCUCGAGCCCGGAUGCCGCCGCCCCUGUCUCUGGGUUCCCCCCGUCUUCCGGCAGCAACGUUGGUCCCCCUCCGAAUGCUUGGGCUGCGAGGAAGGAACCUGUGAGCGAGCCGCUGCCCACCCAUUCCACCACCACGAUGUGGCCCGCCUCGAGACUCGCGCAGGCAAGUGCGGUCGAGAAGAUGUCUUCGGGACGGUGGCAGUCGAAGCCGCCUGAGGGUGAGGCCAUCAGAUUGCAGGAGACGGAAGUUUUCGACCGGAGGUUUGGUGAGAGCGUCCGAAUCGUUGGUGUUGGAGAUCGGGACUACGAGAAAGAGAGGAUGAGGUCCACGGAAUACCCUGAAGCCAAGGAAAGAGCUUUAAUGGGAUAUUGUACUGAUGGGGCGAGGGACCAGGAGCGGGUGAGAUCUCCAGUUUAUCCAGAGGUGGAGAGGAAUGCAGCUAACUUAUACGAUGAAGGGGCUCGUUCAACGUCCCGCGAGGGGAGAUUCAGUGGGUCGCAGUUGCAUCAGCAAGGAUUGGUGGAAGUAUCGGAGCGUCCGAAGCUGAAGCUACUCCCCAGGACGAAGCCUUCGGAGCCUUCCUCUGAGACACUGGGAAUUGCUGACAAUCAGGGAUAUCAGCCACCUGUGAGCUCAGUGCAGAUUGAAAGCGUUCAUGAAAUGCAUCCAACUACAAAUCCACUGAAAGCGGCCUCUGCUGGGGCUGAUGAUGGGAGUAAAGCAGUUGAACGUCCAAGAUUGAAUCCGAAACCCCGCUUCCUGCCUGUUGAGCAGUCAGAUGAAAGUGCUGAACGAACAAGGCAAACUGUGUUUGGUGGUGCUCGCCCGCGAGAAAUUGUUUUGAAGGAGCGCGGGGUCAAUGCUUUUGCUGCUAAUGAUCUUGACAUGACUGUACCAGCUAACAGGGUUAAAAAUGACCUUCUGAAGACUGACCCAAAGCUGGAGCCCGGUCCUACCACCCGGCCUGGUGGAAGGUCUGAGACCUUUACCCUUGUACAAAGGGCCGGAAGGGAUCUUGAGAGAAAAGACCAUCGGCCUGAUGUCGAGAAAGUGGAUGUGCAGAGGAGUUCAUGGAGGAACAACAGCUGGAGGACAACUAGAGAGAUUGAAAAGCCACUGGAACAACCACGCCCAGAUCCUGGCAGCUGGCGCAAGCCUGUUGAGGAACCGGAGCCUGAUGUCGCAGGGCCUCGUUUUGGGAAAGCAGCCUCUGCGUUGGAGCUUGCUCAAGCUUUCACAAAGCCAGUGUCUGAUUGCAGGCCUGAGAACCGCUUCACUGGCCAGAGGAACCUUCCCAGCCGGACUCAGGUGCCCUUUUCCCGUUUGACAGAUUACUCCGGGCCCCCCCAAAGACAGUUGAAUGGCUAUUGAUCUCUUUUGAAUCAGAGAAUGGGUGGUCCACGGGAAUUCAUUCCUACUGCAAAACACUGGCAACCUGCUGCUGGUAUUCUAUCUUCAGAUAUUAUGGGUCUUGUUUGUUCUUCUCUCUUUCAUUAACCCUGGGAGGUUAGGUGGGUUGCCUUCUGAGAGGCAAGAUCCAAGCUGCAGAUUUUAUUUGACCCCAGAGAAUCUGUUUUUACAUCAUCAUUCUCACCAAGGGAGAUGGAUAAUGAAGAAAUCUUUCAAUCUGUUGCUUUGAUCUUUUUGAUGACAGAGUUGUGUCUUAUAGAAACUGAUGCUGAACUGAGAAAUUUGAAGAUUAUUGUGCAUUGCUGACAUUAAUCAAAAUCCUAAAAGAUUUGGCCCAGAAUGUGUACGAGGUAUUUCAGCCGUUUACAUUGACGAUGAUGGUCCAAAAAACAUGUCACCUGAUAUGCUUAGAAUUGUUGUUUCUUU
Messenger RNA from Phoenix dactylifera (date palm), 2424 nucleotides. RefSeq lists its product as uncharacterized. Gene Ontology annotation, molecular function: translation initiation factor activity; mRNA binding. NCBI's taxonomy places the organism in Eukaryota, Viridiplantae, Streptophyta, Magnoliopsida, Arecales, Arecaceae. The record is from RefSeq and is a predicted model, not a curated record.